This is a messenger RNA of Macadamia integrifolia, 4468 nucleotides long. RefSeq names its product mitogen-activated protein kinase kinase kinase YODA-like. The transcript is spliced from 12 exons. The record is from RefSeq and is a predicted model, not a curated record. Bases 1061 to 3763 code for a protein of 900 amino acids. NCBI's taxonomy places the organism in Eukaryota, Viridiplantae, Streptophyta, Magnoliopsida, Proteales, Proteaceae. Gene Ontology annotation, molecular function: protein kinase activity; ATP binding. Gene Ontology annotation, biological process: protein phosphorylation.
CAUUAACAAAACACAGCUCCACAGGGAGUUCUCAUCUCACUUCUCUUCUCUUCUGUCCCUAUUUCUUAAUUUGAUGCUUCUUCGUCUCGCCAUUUCCUUUUCGCUGUCAUAUUUUUUUUAACUUCGCUGUCUCCCUAAACCGACCUUCGAAAUUCUCUAAUUCCUCAAUCCUCAUUUUCCUUUACCUGUACUGCUUAUGCUCACAGGGUUUUCUUUUUUCCUUUUUAUGGGAUCGACUCAAAUCCAGGAAGUGGGGAUUUUGAGUUGCUGAAUACUUGAGGUCUGUGGAGUAAAUUCCUUCUAAUUGCAGUCACAUUAUCUUCUUCCUUUAAUUUAUAAUUUAGGAAGAAGGGUUGAAUUCGUAGAUCUGUGUUACAAUAUUGAGUUUAUUUUUAGUUGUGAUGAUUGAGUGGAUUAUGCAGCAGUCUGGUGUGUUGGUUUCCUAAUUUGAUAGCCGCAACCAAGAAAUUAGGCUCUGUGAUAUAUGGGUUUGAAACGGAUUAUAUUGAAACAAUUCUGAAAUUUCGGUAGAUUUUGUCAUCUUGGUGGGAUUUAUCUGGUUUCGUCUGUGUGAGUUGAUUAUGGAACUGGAGAGAUCUCAUUACUGAGCUUAGAAUUACAAUUCAUUUUCAUAGGAGAUAGGCUUUGAAGUUUAACAUGGUCUGUGGCAUUUCAAAAUAAAAUAUUGGAAGAUCAUCCCAUUGUCAAGUCCUUUGAUGGUUCGGGAAGAUUUUGAAUAACAACUAUAUCUUCGUCGUCAACGAAAUUAUCUGCGGAGGUAUGUUUCUUCUUAGGUUCUUAUUGACACAUGUUCUUUCUCAGCUAAACUCUUAACCGUGCUUGUUUCAAAUCUGAAUUGGUUGGUGUUGCCACCAAAACAAAAAACUCUUUUGAUGAGAAGGUCUUUAGAUGUAAACAAUUGGUCCUUCUAAUCAUCUUGAAGGUUCAUAUUUGAUCUGGUGAUACAUAAUUUAUAGAUAAUUUUGUAACUUACUGCUAUCAGUUGAGUAUUAAAUUGAUGAAUCUCUCGUCAUUUCUAUAAUUAUUUUUAACCUGAAAUAUGCCUUCAUGGUGGGGAAAGUCUUCAUCCAAAGAAGUAAAGAAAUUGAACAAGGAAAGUUUUAUUGAUACAUUACACCGAAAAUUUAAGAUUCCAUCCGAAGAGAAGGGCAAUAUUAGAACAAGUGGAUCUCGUAGACGGAGUAGUGAUACAAGUUUUGAAAUAGGAUCUCGAUCCUGUGCUGCAUCAAGAUCACCACCCCCCUCCACAGAAGUAUCACGGUGCCAAAGUUUUGCAGAAAGGCCUCAAGCACAACCUCUUCCUCUUCCAGGGUUACACCCUGCAAGUGUAGAACGGACAGAUUCUGGAAUCAGUAUAUCUACAAAAAUAAGAUUGGAACAAUGCUCUAAGCCAUUGUCGUGUUUGCCACUCCCAAAACCUGGUUGUAUCCCACACAGGACAGAUUUAACGGAUGUUGAUGGAGAUUUGGCCUCUGCAUCUGUUUCUAGUGAUAGUUCAAUUGAUAGUGAUGAUCCAGUCGACUCACGGCUUCUUAGCCCACAGACAACUGACUAUGAAAGUGGGACCAGAACAGUGAACAGUCCAUCCAGCACAAUGCACAGGGAACAUUCCCCUAUCCGUACUCCAAAGAACUCAAGAGAAGUGCUGAAGCCAACUAAUCUAUUGUUCAACAGUCAGAUACUCUCUGCAUCACCUAAAUGGGGACCAUUAAGCAAUUAUGCGCCAAAUUUACAGAUUCCUCCCCAUGGUGCUUUCGGAAGUGCUCCAGACAGUUCGAUGUCAAGCCCUUCAAAAAGUCCUGUAAGAGCAUUUGGCACCGAUCAGAUUACUAGCUCUGCCUUCUGGGCAGGAAAAGCUUAUCCAGAUGUUUCAUUACUUGGAUCUGGUCAUAGCUCGAGUCCAGGUUCAGGUCAUAAUUCUGGACAUAAUUCGAUGGGAGGAGAUAUGUCAGGACAGUUAUUUUGGCAGCACAGCAGGGGAAGCCCUGAGUGUUCUCCAAUACCUAGCCCCAGAAUGGCAAGUCCUGGUCCUAGCUCCAGGAUACAUAGUGGUGCUGUCACUCCUGUGCAUCCACGGGCUUUAGGGGCAUCCAUAGAAACAUCAACAGGCUGGCAGGAGGAUGGGAAACAAAGCCACCGGCUGCCGCUCCCUCCUAUAACUAUUCCUAGUUCUUCCCCUUUCCCUACGUCAAGUUCGCCUCCAACAGUGUCCUCCUCACUUUCACGAAGUCCUGGAAGGGAAGAGAAUCCAACAAGUCCUGGUUUGUGUUGGAAGAAAGGAAAGCUACUGGGGGGAGGCGCUUUUGGACAUGUUUUUGAAGGCUUUAACAGUGAAAGUGGUGAAAUGUGUGCUAUGAAGGAGGUUACCCUAUUUUCAGAUGAUGCGAAGUCGAAGGAAAGUGCCAAGCAGUUGGGGCAAGAAAUUGCUCUACUGAGUCGCUUGUGGCAUCCAAAUAUAGUGCAGUAUUAUGGUUCUGAGACGGUUGAUGACAAACUGUACAUAUACUUAGAGUAUGUGUCGGGUGGCUCCAUCCAUAAGCUGCUUCAAGAAUAUGGGCAGUUUGGUGAACUGGCAAUUCGCAGUUAUACUCAGCAAAUUCUUUCAGGCCUUGCAUAUUUGCAUGCUAAGAAUACUGUCCAUAGGGAUAUUAAAGGAGCAAAUAUACUUGUAGACCCCAAUGGACGUGUGAAAUUGGCAGAUUUUGGGAUGGCAAAGCAUAUUAGUGGGCAAUCGUGCCCCUUAUCUUUCAAGGGAAGCCCUUACUGGAUGGCACCUGAGGUUAUAACGAAUUCAAAUGGCUGCAAUCUUGCGGUUGAUAUAUGGAGUCUUGGAUGUACUGUUCUUGAGAUGGCUACAACAAAACCACCUUGGGGCCAGUAUGAAGGGGUUGUUGCCAUGUUUAAGAUUGGGAACAGUAAAGAGCUUCCAGCAAUCCCUGAUCAUCUCUCAGAUGAGGGGAAGGAUUUUGUCAGGCAGUGUUUGCAACGCAAUCCGGUACAUCGUCCUACAGCUGCUCAGCUUUUGGAGCAUCCUUUUGUAAAAAGUGCUGCAGCUUUGGGGAAACCCAUUUUGGCCUCUGAGCCUACAGAAAUACUGCCUAGAAUUACUGAUGGAACGAGAACUCUGGGUGUUAGGCAUGUGAGAAACCUUUCUUCCUUGGAGGCAGAAGGACUAGCAAUCCAUCAGUCCAGGGAUACCAGAACUUGCGCUGCAUCCAGUGAUAACGUGCUGUGGAACAUAUCAUGUCCAGUUUCUCCCAUUGGAACCCCCAUUCUCCAUUCAAGAUCUCCCCAACAUGUGAAUGGAAGGUUUUCUCCUUCUCCUAUAUCUAGUCCCCAUACCACUUCUGGUUCAUCCUCACCCCUCACUGGAGGAAAUGGUGCCAUUCCAUUUCAUCACCUGAAGCAGUCAGCUUACUUGCAUGAGGGCUUUGGAACUAUGCCAAGGUCCCCAAACGGUCUAUAUGUCAAUGGUUCCACGUAUCAUGACCCCAGGCCUGACCUCUUUCAGGGGAUGCAGCCUGGAUCUCAGGUCAUACGGGAACUAAUGUCAUCCGAAAAUGAUUCUCUUGGAAAGCGGUUUGGAAGGCGUGCCUAUGGGGAUUCAAGGGAAUUGUAUGAUGGUCAGUCUGUGUUGGCUGAUAGAGUAUCUCAGCAGCUGUUGAGGGAUCUCGUGAAAUCAAAUCCAUCACCGGACCUUGGUCGUGGCUCCCCAAUGUUACGCCACACCAAUGGUUUCUGACUUCAUAACCUACCACUUGGAGCAGGCUCCUGAGCAUAUAUGAUUCUUUUUGCGAGUCUGGAAGUUGAUUUAUAAGCAUAUUAGUGGCAAAGAAGGCUCAUUUGUACAAUAAGGACCCCGAUUGGAAAAUCCUGGAAUAAGGUUGGAUCCUUGGAAGCCAAAGUGGCUAGCAGAGGUUUCUCAUUACGGCCUCGUUUCAGUUCCUCCACAUGGUAAGCAACCUUGGUAUCGUAGUUCAUUUAUUGAUGCCUGAGCUAUCUGCAUUCAAUUGAUUUUGGCGUAUGGCAAUUGCUGAAAUGUGCUUCAAGUCUUCAAGCUUUUUCUACUGGUCUGUUUUGUCAAUUUCCGAGGAACAUGAAAUGCUUGGAGCAGGCUCCUGAGCAUAUGGUUAAAAAAUGGCCAUAGCAGUUCCAUACAGUUAAAAAAAUGUUUGGUAGCGGAAAGAAACUGUACAUUUCAAGUCAUCAUACAAAAGAAGAGUAAGUUGGAAGAGAUUAGCAUUUUGGUAUGGGAAACUGGAUUGGGGUGCAGAUUUUUCAGGGAAGCAGUUGGGAAUUUGCAAAGCUUGCCCUGUUCAGUUAAAUACCACUUGAUUUUUGGAUCAGUAUUAACGGUUGUAGACUGUUCUACCUAAUUGCUGUAUGUACAUCAUAACUGCAGUAAAUUGAAGAAAUCUAAUUACAUUCCUCUGUCUGCUUCAUGUUA